Penicillium soppii is the source of this 5367-nucleotide messenger RNA. It is a transcript of the gene nscA, whose product is annotated as non-reducing polyketide synthase nscA. Lineage: Eukaryota; Fungi; Ascomycota; Eurotiomycetes; Eurotiales; Aspergillaceae. Gene Ontology annotation, molecular function: phosphopantetheine binding; 3-oxoacyl-[acyl-carrier-protein] synthase activity; fatty acid synthase activity. The record is from RefSeq and is a predicted model, not a curated record. The transcript has 4 exons. Bases 1 to 5367 code for a protein of 1788 amino acids. Gene Ontology annotation, biological process: fatty acid biosynthetic process; secondary metabolite biosynthetic process.
AUGGACACACCAUCUCAAUCCUCAGGCGAGAUGAUUUCGUCGCCUCGCCUGAUCUUGUUCAGUCAUGAAUUUCCAGUUGAAAGCCUUACAGACCUCUUUGGGUCCCUUCAAAGACAUAGCCGAGAAAGAAGGCUACCUCUUCUCGCCGGAUUUCUCGCCGAAUGUACAGUUGUUCUUAGGGAGGAGGUGCUAAAGCUUCCCCGCCAGUUGCAACAUACCUUGCCACCAUUCAAGUCUGUCAUGACAUUGGCAACGAACUUGGAUGAGCUUCGCAAGACACCCAUUGGAGGUGCUUGGGAAGGAGCCUUGCUUUGUGUGCUCGAGCUAGCAAUGUUCAUUGGACACUAUGAAGCUCAGAAUAUUCAUUACGAGCUAGCCACCUCCGGCGAGAUAACUCUCGCUGGUAUGAGCAUAGGAUUGUUCGCAGCCGCAGCCGCAGCCACAGCAUCGUCCUUGUUUGAGCUGGCUUACACGGGUGCGGAAAGUGUUCGCGUGGCAUUUCGAUUUGGCUUACAUGUUGGGCAAAUGUCUCAAAUGCUUGAGCCUCAGAUUCCCGAUGGGUCUCGAAAAAGCUGGGCAUAUGUGGUGGCGGGCCUUACAGCAGAAAAGGUGCAAGACGCGUUAGACACCUAUAACACCGAAACACACAAUUCCGAUCUUGGUCGUGUAUGUAUCAGCCACGCGGACUCAAAUUCUGUUGGGGUGACCGGCCCUCCAUCCCGUCUUGAGGAUUUAUUCCGUCGUUCGCCAAGUCUGCGAAGUGCAAAGCACUCCUCUCUUCCCAUUUAUGGUGGUCUCUGUCAUGUUUCUCAUAUAUACAACCGCGAAGAUGUGACCGCUAUCCUGACAGGCUGUAGAGUUGCACAAGACUACUCUCGUCCUGUCUAUAUCCCACUUUUAUCGCCAAAUUCGGGACAUGCUUUUCCCGCCAGCGAUGCCGCUCGCCUGUAUGAGCUUAUCUGCACAGAAGCCUUGACUGAGCCUUUGUUUCCCGACAGACUCAGCUCGGGUAUAACCUUAGGCUUGUCAAAUUCACAGACCCUAGAGUGUGAAGUCUCCCUCUUUCAUCGAUCGAUUGUGUCCGACCAAAUUCUCGCAAAUUUGGAGACCAACCUACCGGGGGUUGUGGUCAAAAAGCACGAUUUGAUGAGUUGGUCGCAUAAAGAAGAUAUUUUUGUCGCAUCAUCGUCGGCCUCAUCACCAAAGUUGGCAAUUGUAGGAAUGGCUUGUCGUCUUCCCGGUGGAGCAAACGAUACAGAGCUUUUCUGGAAGCUUCUUAUGGACGGCCGCAAUACCUGCACGACGGUACCAGAAGAUCGAUUCGACCUGGAGACUCACUACGAUCCCACUGGAAAAUCCGACAACACAACUCAAACUCCCUUUGGAAACUUCAUUGAGCAACCUGGUUUAUUUGAUAGCGGAUUUUUCAAUAUGUCACCACGUGAGGCGGAUCAAACUGAUCCCAUGCAACGUCUCGCACUUGUGACUGCCUACGAGGCUCUGGAGAUGGCGGGGUAUGUUCCAGAUCGAACACCGUCAACAUGUAGAAAGCGUGUGGGCACUUUCUACGGACAAGCCAGUGACGAUUAUCGAGAAUCAAAUGCAGGCCAAAAGAUUGGCACAUAUGGAAUCCCCGGUGGAGAGCGUGCUUUUGGAAAUGGAAGAAUCAACUAUUUUUUUAACUUCGGCGGUCCCAGCUUCAACCUUGACACUGCUUGUUCAAGCGGCUUGGCAGCUGUGAAUGCAGCAUGCUCAUCUAUCUGGGCGGGUGAAUCAGACAUGGUAGUAGCUGGCGGGCUGAAUAUCAUAACAAACUCGGAUAUCUAUUGCAUGCUGUCAAAAGGCCACUUUCUGUCCAAAACUGGCCAGUGCAAAGUCUGGGAUAAGGAAGCAGAUGGCUACUGCCGAUCCGAUGGCGUUGGAUCGGUUGUCAUCAAGCGUCUGGAGGAUGCAGUGGCCGACAAUGAUCCUAUAAUCGCGACAAUUGUGGCCGGUGCAACUAAUCAUUCGUGCGAAGCUGUGUCCAUCACCCACCCUCACGCUGGUGCCCAGAGAGACAACUAUCGACAAGUUAUGCAGGCUGCUGGGGUCAGUCCCUUGGAUGUCAGCUAUGUGGAACUGCAUGGAACAGGAACUCAGGCAGGCGAUGCUGUUGAAUCUGAGUCUGUCGCCGACAUCUUUGCUCCUCUAACCCCGGCACGACGUGAAAAACUCAAACUUGGCGCUGUCAAGUCCAACAUUGGACACGGAGAAGCAGCCGCCGGUAUUACCUCUUUGAUCAAGGUUUUACUCGCGUUUGAGAAACAGGAGAUUCCUCGCCAUGUUGGUAUCAGAACAGAGAUAAACCCCGUGGUCAUGCAGAAUAUGCAAGAUCGGAAUGCAGGCUUGGUAAUGGACAGAACCGCAUGGCCAAGACCAGAGAACAAGAAGCGUUAUGCUAUUGUCAACAGCUUCGGUGCUCAUGGUGGAAAUACCACAAUAUUGCUCGAAGAUGCACCCCGCAAGCCCGUGAUUGCUGCGAAAUCCCAAACUGCAUAUGCAAUUGCCCUUUCUGCCAAAAGUAAGGUGUCGCUUCGGAAGAAUAUCAAGGCUCUUCUCAAGUUCAUGGAUGUUCACCCUGAAGUAAGUCUCGGAGAUUUAUCCUACACAACAUGUGCUCGUCGGAUGCACCAUGGAACCCGCAUUGCAACAUCUAUCACGAGCAAAGCCCAACUCCGAAGCUUCCUAGAGUCGUCUACGGAAGGAGUCGACAGCUUACGGCCCAUUCCAGUCACGGCCCCCACCGUUGCUUUUGCUUUUACGGGACAAGGUGCUUUUUAUCAAGGGAUGGGUGCCCAGCUGUUUAGGGAUUUCCCAUUCUUCCGUGACCAUGUCAUUCAGCUAGAUCGGUUAUGCCAGCAUCUGGGUUUCCCGCGUGUUGUUCCAGCAAUUGAAGACAAGCAGGAAAGUCAUGAUGUUUCUUCAAUAGUUACCCAGCUCACGAUUUUGGUGCUUGAAAUCGCACUGGUCAAAUUCUGGGAGCUGCUGGGUAUUCGACCUUCCAUCGUCAUUGGCCACAGUCUAGGCGAAUAUGCUGCAUUGGUCGCUGCAGGAGUUAUAUCAGCCGCAGAUGCAAUUUAUCUUGUUGGCCGACGCGCAGAGCUCUUGGUAGCUACCUGUAAGCCUGGAAGCCAUGUCAUGCUGUCUGUUCGUUCAGGCAUUGAUAUGAUUCAAAAACUCGCGGGCGAUCAUGUUUACGCUUAUGAGGUUUCAUGCCUGAACGAUCACAACUCGACUGUCAUUAGUGGCAUGCGAGAGGAGAUCGAGGCCAUUCAAUCAGUCUUGGAGGCCAGCGACAUCAAAUGCAUGCAACUGGAUCUCCCAUAUGCGUUCCACUCUGCUCAGAUUGAUCCUAUUCUUGAGGAAUUUGAGAACAUCGCCAAGCACAUCACGUUCCACCCACCUCAGCUGCCCAUCAUCUCGCCGCUGCUUGCGAAAUGCGUUUUCGACAGCAACACAGUGGACGCAAGGUACCUUUCCCGAGCAUCUCGCGAAAAGGUCAAUUAUAUUGGCGCCCUUGAUGCCGCCCGCGAGCUUGGAAUUACCGAAAAGUCGGUUUGGCUGGAGAUUGGCCCACACCCAUUGUCAGCCUCUUUUGUCCGAGCCCAUGACUCGGGCGCAAAUGUUGUCGAGUCCUUGCGUCGAAGUGAAGACAAUAAUGUCACCUUGACCAGGACCAUGGCGAAGAUGCACUGUGAAGGACUCCCUGUGUGUUGGAAUGAAUAUUUCAAGCCAAACGAACACGCAUACAACGUCUUGAGGCUGAGCGCAUAUCAGUGGAAUGACAAAAACCACUGGAUUCAGUACGAAGGGACAUGGGCUCUCGACAAGGCUAUUCCUAACGGAGGACAGAAAGCAAGACCAACUGGGCAGCCUCUCAACAGUGCGUCUGUGCAACAAAUUGUUUCGCAGAAGAUUUCUGAUUCAAAUGUUGAGGUCGUCGCUGUCACUGAUGUGAAAAGGUCUGAUAUUUUGGAUGCCGUUCUUGGUCACACUAUUAAUGGUGUUGGAGUAGUUACUGCUGUGAGUUUUAUUCUGCCUUUUCAACGAAUAUUAACCAUACUGACCCGUUCGGAACAGUCAAUUUGGACAGACAUGGCCUUGACACUAGGCUCAUACCUGUACAAAAAAGAUUCUUCUUCGAAAGAAGACCCUCUAAUGAAUGUCACGAAUAUGAGCGUCCAACACGCCCAAAAGAUCAAACAAGAAGCUGUCGGACCCCAGCUUCUCCACAUCGAAGCGACCCUUGAUCGAGCCACCUCCACCGCAGAGAUUGCGUGGUACAACCUGUCCACCGAUGGCCAACGAUCGAAAGAAUCGUUUGCUACUGCAACAAUCAUUUACGAGAGCUCCACCAGGUGGAAAAAGGAAUGGCACCGUCAAAGCCACCUCCUAAACUCUCGCAUCAACUCUCUGCAGAAAAUGGCCUCAACAGGAACAGCCAAUCGACUUUCAACAAGUAUGAUUUACAACCUGUUCCGCAAUAUCGUGGACUACAGCCCGCGCUACCAAGGGAUGCAGUCCGUUGUGCUAAAUCAGUAUGAGGCCUGUGCGGAGAUCGUCCUAUCAGCGGAUAAACACGGGGAAUGGCACACUCCACCCCACUGGAUCGACAGUCUCUUCCAAUUGGCUGGAUUUGUUAUGAAUGGAAGCGACGCGACAAAUACGAAGGAAUUCGUGUACCUGACGCCCGGAUGGACCGACUUGCGUUGCAUUGAGAAGUUCGAGGCUGGCGUUAAGUACCAAAGUUAUGUUCGCAUGGUCCCUGAUGAAAGCGAUCCGAACACUUUCCUCGGAGAUUUGUACGUGCUUCGUGGGGAGCAGAUCGUGGGAAUGCUGGGUGAGAUCAAGUUUAGGCGCAUGCCGAGGGCUGUUAUGGGCACUUUAUUCAAUGCUCAUGCUGCUGCUACUGGUAGGAAUGCUUCACCCGAAAAAGCAUGUGCACUCCAGCCUGCAUCUCCAUCCGUCCCUCGGUCAGCCAUGCGUCUGGCGGUUGAAAAGUCUAAAUCUAAGAUUUCUCCCGCUCCUGUCCCAGAAGCAACAAUGAUAACAGUGCCGCCACCAGCACCAUCUAGCGCCUCCACUGCGACGAAUGAUGAACCUUCUAUUAUUACCGACUGCGUCAAAUUGAUUGCUCAAGAGGCGGGGUAUCCAAUCUCUCAUCUAACCGAUGAAUCCUCUUUUGCGGAGCUUGGUGUCGACUCACUCAUGUCUCUUGUCUUGUCGGAGAAAUUCCGCAGUGAAUUGGGACUGGAAGUCAAGAGCUCUUUGUUUUUGGAGUGUCCUACUGUGAAGGAGUUCAAGAAUUGGCUGAAAGAGUAUUGCUAA